Messenger RNA from Vollenhovia emeryi, 2543 nucleotides. RefSeq lists its product as uncharacterized. The record is from RefSeq and is a predicted model, not a curated record. Gene Ontology annotation, molecular function: peptidase activity. The transcript has 13 exons. NCBI's taxonomy places the organism in Eukaryota, Metazoa, Arthropoda, Insecta, Hymenoptera, Formicidae. Gene Ontology annotation, biological process: protein modification by small protein removal. The coding region runs from base 216 to 2021 and encodes 601 amino acids.
CUCCGCUGAGGAUUUCGGCGCGAUCAGUUUGCAUUUGCUAGCCGGUAGCCAUCUAGCUCGACCUACGCGCGCGUCAAGUUAAUUCCUCGUCGUCGUCGAGGAUCCGCCAGGAGGCCCGCCCGCCGCUUCCGUCCGUUUCCCUCCUUCCCGACCAGGAGGUCGUACCCGAUAAUCGAUCCACCUGUUAGGCCCUCGAUGAGAGCAGGAAGGACGAGAUGGAGGAGGAAGAUAUGAGGACGACAGUGGAGCUGUACAUUUAUGAUCUCACCAAGGGAAUGGCUGCGAUGAUGUCGCAGAUACUCAUCGGUCGCAAGUUGGACGGAAUAUGGCACACGGCGAUAGUCGCGUACGGAAGGGAGUAUUUCUUCGGUCCCGCCGGCAUCCAGAGUAUCCGACCCUCACGCAGGUGGUUCCCGUCGCGCCGUACUCGAUACUCCGCCCGAGUGCUUUCUUUCCUCCUCGGCGGCACGGAGUUACGGGACCCGCAGAGAGUCGAGAAGCUCGGCGAGACUUAUCUGCCCUACUCGGUCUUCCUGGAGUACAUAAACGGCCUGGGGACCUCCACGUUCGCACCGGGCACGUACAAUCUCUUCAAGCACAACUGCAAUUCUUUCACCGAAGAGGUCAGCAACUUCCUAGUGGGCAAGGGCAUUCCCAAGUAUAUCCUUGAUCUGCCGGAAGAAAUAUUACAAACACCUAUCGGACAAGCUAUAAGCCCGCUGAUAGAGACAUUGAGCAGUAACGCGAGUGCUGGAUUCACGGUUGGUCAGAGAUUCGUCGAGGCGAGGAUCCAGAGGGAAGCUUCGCCGGAAUAUCAACUUCUAAACACAGCUAUCGAAGAAGCGAGGUUGAAUUCGAUCGCGUUAGAGGAACGAAGGAACGUCAUCAACGAGAAGCUAGCGAAGAAAGACCGGAAGAAGAAGAAGAAGAAAAAGGAGAAGAAAGAAAAGUGCGGUAGGGAAGCCACCAGCAGCGACAGCAACAGCACCGGACCGAGCAAUUUCUGCGCAGAUAUGGCGGAAAACGAAAAUGCAGUCGGCGAAGCGCAGCAGCAGGCGGCUAAUGGGGAAAGCGCGCCCGCGGAGAUGCUGCCGUCUGAGCGAGUGAUGCAGAUGGAGGAGGACGAGAGGCGCGAGCAAGAGGAGAAGAAACGCCGUCGAGAUCCACCGAUAGUAUUCAAGGACCUGCUGGACGUGCGAGCGGAGUACGAAGGCCUGGUGAGCGUCCUCAAGGGGAAGUUGAACGACGAGGAACAAACGUGUCUGGACGAACUGCGGCAGUACGUCUUGGAAGACGAGGGCUCCUGGGCUCUAGGCGACAAUUUCCUCAACUUCGUUGGUCGAGUUCUCUAUGACAAAUCAUUAGACAGCGAUGUGCGAGUAAAACUGUUGAACGUGCUGUCCGUCGCCGCGCUGAAGGACGAUGUGAUUUUGUUGUUGCAUCAAGACAGGCGAGAGCAUAUCAUUAUGACUUACGCCUUCGACAUCGAUCGGCAUCCGCCGGAGGAGCAACUUGCGCUCGCACAGUUUCUGGCAAAUAUGUUCGAGAAUCUCAGCAGCUCGGAAUGGUUGCUUUACAUAUCGGAAUGGCAGCAUCAGGAUCAGAACGUCAGCAACAACAUCAGCAACAUAAGGGUGACGACUAAGGUUGCGGUGCACUCGUUGCUCUCAAACUCGGAAGACCUGCAGAUCCGCGGCGCGGCCAUCAUCCACAAUCUUGCCUGCAAGGAGAAAAUGAACAAAAGCAAAAAUCUGCGGCGACUUUUACCGAAAGGCAGCAUUUCUAAGGUGUUCGACGACGUCGCGGUGGAGCUGACGAUGGCGUUGUUGCAAUAUUUCAACGGCAGCCCCGCGGAGGAGCAGCUGUACACGUGUAUGAAGUCGUUGGCGCGUUUCACGCACAUCAGCGGUCAAGAGGUGCCGCAGCUCAUACAGAUGAUCGGACCCGAGCCGAACAAAUUCAAGGGUACCUCCCAGAGGAUCGACGAGCAGAUUGAACAAGUUAACAAGAAGCUGCGCUAAAUCGUCGACCGUCUGCGAAAAUGUCGUGUUCCACAAGUGCGAUGUAAAACUGGACACGCUUCCGCUACGUUCAAAAUGAAUUUUUACUUAGAGAUUCUAUCGAGCCAGUCAGAUAUUAUUAUUAUUAUUUAUGAAGAUUAAUUAUUGUUGUCAUUUAAUAUUAUUAUAUGUAUAUUACUAUUACUAGAUUACGCGAGUCGUCGCAGCGUUUCUUCAAUUUCACUUUUCACUUUUUUAUUCGACACCUUUUCUUUUUGUAGAUAAUUGAAGUUAACGAUACUUCACCGAGUGGUGAAAGAUAGAAAUGACACGUGCGUGACAUGUGCCCGCCCGUGUGCGCGACUGUCUCACGAUUAAAAAGUUUCUGACCGCUAGCGUUAGAAGAUUUCGACGCGACGAAAUCUCCAAAUUAGCUGUACCGAGUAACGGCGUGUUGUAAACGCUCACGCACGUUACACUCAAUUGAUUAUAUGUAUAUGUAUAAUAAAGUAUAUAUGUAAAAAUAAAUUUAUUUAUAAAGAA